UUCCCGGACCCCGCUUACGUGGUUUCCAUAGCUACGCGCCCGCCGGAAGGCCUAGGUUUGGCGCAGCCGCAGGAGCAGCGCGGAGCAGAGAAGCACCAAAAGAGGAGCCUUGAAAUGGAGACAGAUUUCCAGCCCUUUGCUGAUCACCGCCAUAGUUGCGUGCUAUGUCCAUGGCUGAUACAACAAAACCCCACACAGAUGAGCCCUUCGUGGGAGUGGCCCUGGAGACCGGCGGCCAGCCCCCCAGCAGCAGGCGGUCCAGUGGCAGCGUGGACUACAGCCGGUCCCAGUGCUCCUGCGGGAGCCUACAUUCUAACUGCGACUACUCCGAGGAUUUCAUCUCCCUGUGCUCCCACCCAGCCGCAAACAGAAACUAUGUGGAGCAGCUGGGCGUGAAAGAGAAGAAAAAGCCCAACGCUUCCAAACUCGCCCCACCCAAGGGUCAGAAGGGAAUCUCCAUUGGCAAAAAGCACCCCUGGGACGCGCCGUGCCUGCAUUCCCAGCUCGGCCUGCUCGCCCACCGGAGAGAUGCCACGGCCCACCGGAUCCUCUCCGCGCGGCUCCACAAGAUCAAAGAGCUGAAGAACGAACUGGCUGACAUCCGCCGGGAGCUGGAGGCCGUCCUCGCGGAAAACCAGUUUUUGAAACAACUCCAGUUCAGGCACUUGAAAGUGAUAGGAAAAUACGAGAACUCGCAAAGCAACUUGCCUCAGGUGAUGAUUAAACAUCAGAAUGAAGUGAAGACUUUAAGGCAGCUUCUUAGGAAAUCCCAAGAGAAGGAAAGAUCGGUCUCUAGGAAACUCAGAGAGACCGACAUCGAGUUGCUGAAGACCAAAGACGCCCUGAAGGCGCUGCAGAAGCUCUCCGAGGACAAAGACCUUGCAGAAAGGGAAGAACUGACCCAGAAACUGUCUGCUCUGACGGCAAAAAUGGAGGCGAAUGACAAGAAAAUACAGAGCCUGGAAAGACAGCUGAGGCUGAAUACUCGGGCCUUCAGCCGCCAGCUGGCCACGGAAAACCGGAAGACGCAGGCAGCUCAGACAGCCACGAAGUCCCUGCAGGCGGAGGUCAGGCACCUGCAGCAGAAGCUCAAGGAAAAGGAGCGAGAGCUUGAAAUUAAAAACAUCUAUACUAAUCGAAUACUUAGAAAUAUACGGGAACUAGAAGAUUAUCCAAAAGUUUCUUCAACAAAAUCAGUACAAGCGGACAGAAAAAGCUUGUCAUUUAUAAGUGUAAGACACCAGGAAACCCAGAAGUCAGAGGACGUUCCGUCUUUGACAACUAAGGGUAAAAAGGUAACAAGAAACAUUCGUCCCAAAGAGAAAUCGAGAGAAAUAAACAGUGAAGUUCCUUACUAUAUCAGUAAACUGCCAAAGCAAGACGAUUCUAAGAGAAAAUUUGAAGAUGUGUCCAAGGAACAGGGAUACCUGGAAGUGCACGCCCCUCUGGAGAAUACCGGGAGACAUAAAGAGAAGGACGAUCAAGAAAAGAAACCCCUUUUGCACGAUCAGGAGCUGCUCCCCAAACACAUGCCAGCCGCCCCCACCGAUGGGGAGAGCGGUCAGGACGAGGACGCAGCUGCCGGAAAAGAAAAGUUUAACAGAAGCGUCCAGCCGCGCGAGGCGGAGGAGAGCUCGGAUCCGGGCGCCGGCCCCAACGCCAAGCCACCCUGCAGGCAGAGGAAGCUGUACUCGUUCACCGAAGCCACAGAAAACCUGCACCACGGGCUUUCCGCGUGCGGGGGGCACGGCACCCAUAGCCUGUUUGCAGGAUACAGUGAUUACACCCACUGGGAGCUGGCAUGCGGGUGUAACGCAGUAUAA
Fukomys damarensis (Damara mole-rat) is the source of this 1823-nucleotide messenger RNA. It is a transcript of the gene Lca5l, whose product is annotated as lebercilin LCA5 like. Gene Ontology annotation, cellular component: axoneme. Bases 165 to 1823 code for a protein of 552 amino acids. NCBI's taxonomy places the organism in Eukaryota, Metazoa, Chordata, Mammalia, Rodentia, Bathyergidae. The record is from RefSeq and is a predicted model, not a curated record. The transcript has 10 exons. Gene Ontology annotation, biological process: intraciliary transport.